Oreochromis niloticus (Nile tilapia) is the source of this 1780-nucleotide messenger RNA. RefSeq lists its product as uncharacterized. The coding region runs from base 822 to 1739 and encodes 305 amino acids. The transcript has 2 exons. NCBI's taxonomy places the organism in Eukaryota, Metazoa, Chordata, Actinopteri, Cichliformes, Cichlidae. The record is from RefSeq and is a predicted model, not a curated record.
CAUAUUAUAGUUGUUUAAGAAGUGUUACUACCACCUAGUGGUAACUAAGCAGAAUGUCUUUUUUGUAGAGGAAGUGGUCUACAGGAAGUAGUGUGCUCUUUAGCUGCUGCAGUGAAAACAUUUGUAAUCUGAUGGCAAUCUCUGCAAUCCUGGUGUUAAAGUCCACAAUACCAGCUUCAUCCUUUUACAAAAAAGAGCGAGAGAGAAUUUAUUUUCAUCAUUAAAUCCUGCCAAACACAACAAGCGGCCUGUUUCUUGAAGUAUGAAGUGCUGGGAAUAAAGAAUGUUAAGAUAGCCGUAUAGCUGAAAUUACAUUGCCUGCAACAAACUUUAGUGAGGACAGUAUAGUAAAAGGAUGACCACUCAACGUGGAAGUUAAGAAGAGUGAAGGAAUGUCAGUCUGCAUCACACUGCAAUGGAGGCCACAAGCGCCUCAGCACAAGCUUCAAAGGAAGACAGAGCUGAAGGCUCACGAGAUGAAGUUGAAUCGGGGUCUAUUUAUUCACGCCACAGCUCAAAGAGGUCACGCUCUUCACGCUCAUCAAGAAGCUCCAGAGUAAGCUAUGAAGCAGCCAGGGCGCGAGCCAAAGCAGAGGCGGCGAAAACCAGACUAGCAUUCACGGAAAAGGAAGGUGAACUAAGAGUCGAAAAGGCCAGACUAGAAGCCAAGAUAGAUUAUAUUAAUCUACAGAAAGAAGCUGAGGCUGCCCAAGCUGAAGCUGAGGUGUUGGAGGCAGCUGCAGGAGAUGUGAAUGAAUCCAACAACAAAGAAUUUGACUUUCUGCCCUUGCCAGAGAGUGCAUUGAAAAGGACUGAUCACUAUGUUACACAGCAGACACAAGAUCAAUUCCCACAAAGUAGAGAAUGAUUCGACUUUACUGCCAACAUCCACUCCAUUUCCAAGCUACAAUCAGAAUGCACAUCCCCAGCUCAUCGACAACGGAGCCAGCUUCCCUCAAAAUAAUGCUCAGCCACUCCAUAUGAACUUUCCACAGCAAGAAGAUGAGCGCUACCAGCACAGGGUACUGCCCGACAAUCAACCACAUCCAAACAGCUUCCACAAUAAUGACUCAUCUACAGAUCUUGUCAAGUUCCUUGCUAAAUCCCAGCUGGUUUCUUCAGGCCUAACAAAGUUUGAUGACUUACCCGAACACUAUAAAGCCUGGAGAGAAACGUUGAUCAACACAAUCGAAAGUCUGAGUCUAUCAGCAAGUGAAGAAAUGGUUCUGCUUAUCAAAUGGCUGGGUAAAGAAUCUGGUGAGCAUGCAAUCAGAAUACGGUCUGUGAGUAUCAGACAGCCUAACGUGGGACUUAGAAUGAUCUGGGAAAGACUAAAUAAAAAAUAUGGUGCUCCAGAGGUGAUAGAAAGAGCUCUCUUUUGUAAACUUGAGAGUUUUCCCAAGAUCCACAACAGAGAGAGUCAAAAACUACAAGAACUGGCUGACUUGCUUACUGAACUUGACGUUGCUAAACGAGAGGGUUACGUGCCAGGUCUAGCCUAUCUUGAUACAUCAAGAGGUGUGCAGCCAAUUGUGGAAAAGCUCCCUUUAUAUCUCAAAGACAAGUGGCUGUCACACGGGUGCAAAUACAAGAGAGAUCAUCAUGUUGCCUUUCCUCCUUUCUCCUACUUCAAAGAAUUCAUCUGCAGAGAGGCAGAAGAGAGAAAUGAUCCCAGUUUUAACUAUCCAGAUCUUUUCACAAAUUCUUACAGAAAAGAAAAGUCAAGUCAAGUCAAGUGAGACCUGUCUCCGUGCACAAGACGAACAUAUCUAUGGCUUCA